This is a messenger RNA of Chlorella variabilis, 1755 nucleotides long. RefSeq lists its product as hypothetical. The transcript is spliced from 15 exons. The record is from RefSeq and is a predicted model, not a curated record. Gene Ontology annotation, molecular function: hydrolase activity, acting on carbon-nitrogen (but not peptide) bonds. The coding region runs from base 1 to 1755 and encodes 584 amino acids. Gene Ontology annotation, biological process: carbohydrate metabolic process. Lineage: Eukaryota; Viridiplantae; Chlorophyta; Trebouxiophyceae; Chlorellales; Chlorellaceae.
AUGCAAGCCCUGCUGCUGCUGGCAACAGCCUCGGUGUGCGCAGCCUACAUCGAGCCCUCCAACUCGCCGCCCGGCGGCCUGGACGUUGCCAACACCCCUCAGUUCAUCCUCUUCACGCACGACGAUGCGGUGCUGAGCUCCACCCACGAACUGAUGAAGUCGGUGACAGACGGGCGCUCGUUCAGCGGCUGCCCCGCCACCGCCACCUUGUUUGUGGCGACGCAGAUCGGCAACGACUGCGACCUAAUGAUGGACCUCUACAACUCUGGCUACGAGGUGGCUGACCACACGCAGACCCACGAAACGCUCAAGGGCCUGAAGGAGUCGAAGCUGGAGGAGGAGGUGCUGGGGGCGCGGUCCGACCUGGUGGCCUGCGGCGUGCCCCAAGGCGACGUGGCCGGCAUGCGCGCCCCCUUCCUCAACUCCGACGCCGCGGUGCGCCAGGUGCUCAGCGAGAACGGCUUCCUGUACGACAGCUCUCUGAUUGAGGAGGGCAAGGGCGCCAGCCUGUCCAAAGGCAUGGGCGACCGCGUGUGGCCCUUCCAGAUGGAUGGCGGCGUACCCAUCAACUGCGACUGGUUUGGCGACUCCCAGCAGUGCAGCACCUCUGAGAGCUGGCCCGGCUUGUUUGAAGUGCCAGUGUGGCAGCUGCUGAACGACGACGGCGUCUGGUCCAUGGAUUACGGCCAGAGCCCCAGCGCCGACGCGUACCGCGUGCUCAAGAACGCUUUUGAUGCCGCCUACUCCGGCAACCGCGCCCCGCUGCCCAUCUUCAUCCACACGCCCUGGCUGGAGGAGCACGCCGGGGAUGUGAAGCGAUUCCUGGGUGAGGCUGCUGCAAGGGGUGGCGGCGGCAGCGGCGGCGGCGGCGUGUGCGAGGACGAGGUGUCUGACCCCGAGGCGUACCCCAAUGUGUACAUGGUCACCAUCCGCCAGCUGCUGGCCUGGAUGCAGAAUCCCGUCCCCGCAGACCAGCUCACGCCAGAGGCGCUGGGCUGCGGCCUGCCCGGCGGCGCCCCCGGCACCGGCGGCGCCAGCGGCGGCCGGACCGACACCGCCUCCCCGCCGCCGCCCGACGGGUCGCAGCAGCAGACCGCAGCCGGCGGCAGCGGCGAGGACGGCGGCGAGGGCGGCGUGAGCACCUACGCCGGCGACGGCAGCAGCGAGCCAGUGCCGGAGCAGCCUCGCUCGGCGGCCGAUGCGCUCGCAGAGCUGGGGUUCAAGCUGAACCGAAAGAUGCGGGCGGCAGCAGCACCCCCCGUGCAAGCGUUGGCGCUGGGCUGGGUUGCAGCGGGCGCGGCGCUGGGAGGCUUGUUUGUGGGCCUGCUGGUCGCCAAGUGGGCCCAGAACCACUUUCGGAACGAGUUCGAUGAGAAGAAGUCGACGAUCGAGAACGCGCUUCUGCGGGCCAAGGUCGAGGAGCUGCAGCAGAUGGUGGGCAAGUAUGAGCCCCUCGCCUACAAGAGCAUGCGGCUGCGGUUCACCCGGGGCGUGAACAAGGCUGUCAUCCUGGGCCUGGUGGAUGAGCUGCUGAGCAAGAAGGAAGUCAACAUCUGGUGGCUGCCCGACUCCCUGGAGCGCAUCUUCUACGUCAACAUCAUCUCCCUCUUGCUCUCCGUGCUGGACGAGGUGGUGGAGGGCAUGAGCGUGAACUUCGCGGGGCACAACGUGAAGCUGCAGCUGACUUACCUCGACCUGGAUGGCGAGCCUGGCAGCCAGAAGGUCCCCAAGCUGGAGCUGCUGCCCGCCUCGUGA